Messenger RNA from Neohortaea acidophila, 894 nucleotides. Its product is annotated as Fibrillarin. Gene Ontology annotation, biological process: rRNA methylation; box C/D sno(s)RNA 3'-end processing. Lineage: Eukaryota; Fungi; Ascomycota; Dothideomycetes; Mycosphaerellales; Teratosphaeriaceae. Gene Ontology annotation, cellular component: box C/D methylation guide snoRNP complex; nucleolus; small-subunit processome. The record is from RefSeq and is a predicted model, not a curated record. The transcript has 2 exons. Bases 1 to 894 code for a protein of 297 amino acids. Gene Ontology annotation, molecular function: RNA binding; rRNA methyltransferase activity; histone H2AQ104 methyltransferase activity.
AUGAUUCCAGGUGGCUUUGGUGGUGGCUUCGGCGACAGAGGUCGUGGAGGUGCAAGAGGUGGCAGAGGUGCUCCCAGAGGCGGCUCGCGUGGUGGAGCGCGAGGUGGAAGGGGCGGCGGCAGAGGAGGCGGGUUUGGCGCAAAGGGUGGACAAAGAGUGAUCAUCGAACCGCACAGACAUCCCGGCGUCUUCAUUGCGCGAGGCAAGGAGGACCUGCUCGUCACCAAGAAUUUGACUCCCGGCGAAGCAGUCUACGGCGAGAAGCGCAUCUCCGUCGACAACGAUGCCACCCCUGGCACCGGCGCCAAUGGCGAUGGGCCCGCAUCGACCAAGACCGAAUACCGCGUCUGGAACCCCUUCCGCUCCAAGCUUGCGGCUGGUAUCCUGGGCGGUCUGGAAGAUAUCCACAUGAAGCCCGGAAGUCGCGUGCUCUACCUGGGCGCUGCCUCUGGUACCUCCGUCUCUCACGUCGCUGACAUCGUCGGCCCUACCGGAACUGUCUACGCAGUAGAGUUCUCUCACCGCUCCGGCCGUGAUCUCAUCAACAUGGCAACUCACCGCACCAAUGUCAUUCCCAUCAUCGAAGACGCCCGUCAUCCCCUGAAAUACCGCAUGCUCGUGUCUAUGGUUGACUGCAUCUUUGCCGACGUCGCACAGCCGGAUCAGGCUCGUAUUGUCGGCAUCAACGCCCAUCAAUUCCUGAAGGUUGGUGGCGGCGUUGUCGUCAGUAUCAAGGCAAACUGUAUCGACUCUACCGCGGCACCAGAGCAAGUCUUUGCCCGUGAGGUCACCAAGCUGCGAGAGGAGAGGAUCAAGCCCAAGGAGCAACUGACUUUGGAGCCGUUCGAGAGAGAUCACGCCAUGGUGGUGGGCACGUAUCAGAGACAUGCGUAG